AUGGAAGGAGAGGAAAAGAUCUCUGCCUCUAGAAGAAAGGUGAAUGAGAGUGGAUGGGAUGAGUAUAGUAUCCUCAAUGACAGUGGCUAUGAGAAAAGAAGCGUGGAUAAAGAAAACUCUUUAGAAUGGAAGUCAUUUGAAAAUGAAGGAGAUGGCAUCUCUACAAGGUCUCAAGGAAAUAUAGACUGUGGGUUGAGUGGAGAAAUAUCUUCUAUAAAGAGGCACAGAUGUGAUGUAGAAGCCAACAAGGAAAAGAAUGUCUCACAGGCCUUGAGAGUGAAGGAGAGUGUAACAAGAGCCCCCGAGCCUAACGAGAUAGGAAGAGAACAUUCCAUAGCAAAAGAAGCUUCCAGGAGAAAUGUCUCUGAAUAUCAAGAGGUUGUGCCAAACAUUUCAAGGCAGAGAUAUGAGGAGCACAUGAGAAAGGCAGAUUGUGUGAGUAAGGAAUACAAGCCUGGGGAUGAGGUGUCAGGGGGAGGUGGUGAAAGAACUCAGGAAAUACAAAUACAGAAGGAAGAAAACAUGAGGAAGGCCAUUAAGAUACAGGAGGAAGAUAUCCAGGCCAAGAAUCAGGAGAUUCUUCUGCUCAAAGAAAAAAUAUCGAGGCUUGAAUCAAAACUGGAGAUAGAAGGAAAAGAGUAUGUGCGGGGGUGUGUUCUCCGAGGAGAGGAGGCGAUAAGGAUAGUCGAAGAGGAGUUAAAGAAGGAAAGGGGAGACUUCCUAAAGAAGAUCGGAGAAGAGGCGGAGAAGACAAGAAUGCUAUUGAGGAGAAUUGAUGGACUCAAGAAGAUCAUAAAUGAACUAGUCCGGAAGAUAAGGGAAAUGAAGCAGAAAACAGAGGGAUCGAGGCGGGAGGACAAGCUCUAG
Messenger RNA from Encephalitozoon romaleae SJ-2008, 867 nucleotides. RefSeq lists its product as hypothetical. NCBI's taxonomy places the organism in Eukaryota, Fungi, Microsporidia, Unikaryonidae. The coding region runs from base 1 to 867 and encodes 288 amino acids. The transcript has a single exon. The record is from RefSeq and is a predicted model, not a curated record.